This is a messenger RNA of Leptonychotes weddellii (Weddell seal), 4429 nucleotides long. NCBI's taxonomy places the organism in Eukaryota, Metazoa, Chordata, Mammalia, Carnivora, Phocidae. The record is from RefSeq and is a predicted model, not a curated record.
GAACUGUGCUGUCUGGGGCAGGAAAUCAGCCUGAAAGAGGAUGGAAGGGCUUUGGUGGGAAAUAAAUGGCACUGUGUUGUUGACGGAAAAAGAUCUUGGCAGGACCGUUGUUGAGUCCCGGGCGUGCAGUAGAGUGUCGCAGGGGGAGAUGUCAGCUUGGACCAUGGGCGCCCGCGGUCUGGACAAGCGAGAAAGUUUCUUUAAGCUCAUUGACACAAUCGUCUCGGAGAUCGGAGAACUGAAACAGGAGAUGGUGCAGACAGAUGUCAGCCUGGAGAAUGGACUGGAACCCAACGAAGCCCACAGCAUGGUAAGACACAAGGAUGAUGGCUUUUCCGAAGAAAAGGAUGUGAAGACCUAUCCGCGGGACUCUGGCUAUGACAGCCUCUCCAACAGGCUCAGCAUUUUGGACCGGCUUCUCCACACCCACCCGAUCUGGCUGCAGCUGAGUCUGAGUCAGGAGGAGGCAGCGGAAGUCCUCCAGUCCCAGCCUCCAGGGAUCUUCCUGGUUCGUAAAUCCACCAAAAUGCAGAAGAAAGUUCUCUCCCUUCGCCUGCCCUGUGAAUUUGGAGCCCCACUCAAGGAAUUUGCCAUAAAGGAAAGCACGUACAGUAAGUGGUCACUGGAUGGCGAAGUCCUGGUUGACGGGAGGGCCUGUGGUCGCCCGAGCAAGUGGAAGUGGACAGAGCUUGCCCUUCGAGACAGGGAUGUUCUGCCGUUUACCUUGAAGUUGCCUUAUGCCAUUUCAACAGCCAAGACUGAGGCUCGGCUUGAAGAACUAGCCCAGCUGGGACUAAAUUUUUGGAGCUCUCCAGCUGACAACAAACCCCCAAACCCUCCACCUCCCCAUAGGCCUCUCUCCUCAGACGGUGUUUGUCCUGCCUCUCGUCAGCUCUGCCUUAUAAAUGGAGUGCAUUCUAUAAAAACCAGGACGCCUUCGGAGCUGGAGUGCAGCCAGACCAAUGGAGCCCUGUGUUUUAUUAAUCCUCUUUUCUUGAAAGUGCACAGCCAGGACCUCGGUGGAGGCCUGAAACGGCCCUGCACAAGGACUCCCAACGCGAAUGGCACCGAGAGGCCUCGGUCCCCCCCACCCAGGCCCCCGCCACCCGCUAUUAAUAGUGUCCACACAAGCCCGCAGCUGUCCAGGACUGAAACCCAGGCGAGCAUGCCAGAAACAGUCAACCAUAACAAACAUGGGAACGUAGCUCAGCUUGGAACAAAACCAACCCCCAUCCCUCCACCCCGGCUGAAGAAGCAGGCUUCUUUUCUCGAGGCGGAAGGCAGCGCAAAGACGUUGCCCGGCGGCCGGCCGUAUCCCGGCCGGGAGCCGCAGCCGGAGGAGCCGGGGCCGGGCACAGCUGGCAGGCCAGGUGGGGCCCCGCCUGCCGAGGCCCCGGGGGAUUGCACAAGGGCCGCCGGUCCCGAACCCCGGCCCCCGUGGCGUGGAGGCAGGCAGAGGCUGAGCGACAUGAGCAUUUCCACUUCCUCCUCCGACUCGCUGGAGUUCGACCGCAGCAUGCCCCUGUUUGGCUACGAGGCAGACACCAACAGCAGCCUGGAGGACUGCGAGGAAGAGAGCGACCAGGAGACCAUGGCCCCCCCCAUCAAGUCCAAAAAGAAGAGGAACAGCUCCUUCGUGCUGCCCAAGCUGGUCAAGUCCCAGCUGCGCAAGAUGAGCGGGGUGUUCAGCUCCUUCCUGACCCCCGAGAAGCGCAUGGUCAGGCGGAUCGCGGAGCUGUCCCGGGACAAGUGCACCUAUUUCGGCUGCCUGGUGCAGGACUACGUGAGCUUUCUGCAGGAGAACAAGGAGUGCCACGUGUCCAGCACCGACAUGCUGCAGACCAUCCGGCAGUUCAUGACCCAGGUGAAAAACUAUUUGGCUCAGAGCUCAGAGCUGGACCCCCCCAUCGAGUCGCUGAUCCCCGAAGACCAAAUCGAUGUGGUGCUGGAAAAAGCCAUGCACAAGUGCAUCUUAAAACCCCUCAAGGGGCAUGUGGAGGCCAUGCUGAGGGACUUCCACAUGGCCGACGGCUCAUGGAAGCAACUCAAGGAGAACCUGCAGCUUGUGCGGCAGAGGAACCCCCAGGAGCUGGGGGUCUUUGCCCCAACUCCUGAUAUUGUGGACGUGGAGAAAAUCAAAGUCAAAUUCAUGACCAUGCAGAAGAUGUAUUCACCGGAGAAGAAAGUCAUGCUGCUGCUGAGGGUCUGCAAGCUUAUUUACACUGUCAUGGAGAACAACUCAGGGAGGAUGUACGGAGCUGAUGACUUUUUACCAGUCCUGACCUACGUCAUAGCUCAGUGUGACAUGUUGGAACUUGACACUGAAAUUGAGUAUAUGAUGGAGCUCUUAGACCCGUCGCUGUUACACGGAGAAGGAGGUUAUUACUUGACAAGCGCCUAUGGGGCGCUUUCUCUGAUAAAGAAUUUCCAAGAAGAACAAGCCGCUCGGCUGCUCAGCUCAGAGACCAGGGACACCCUCAGGCAGUGGCACAAACGGAGAACCACCAACCGGACCAUCCCUUCGGUGGACGACUUUCAGAAUUACCUCCGAGUUGCGUUCCAGGAGGUCAACAGUGGCUGCACGGGGAAGACCCUCCUCGUGAGACCUUACGUGACCACCGAGGACGUGUGCCAGCUCUGUGCUGAGAAGUUCAAGGUGGGGGACCCUGAGGAGUACAGCCUCUUUCUCUUUGUUGACGAAACGUGGCAGCAGCUGGCUGAGGACACUUACCCUCAGAAAAUCAAGGCUGAGCUUCACAGCCGGCCACAACCCCACAUCUUCCACUUUGUCUACAAGCGCGUCAAGAACGAUCCUUACGGCGUCAUUUUCCAGAAUGGGGAAGAUCUCACCACCUCAUAGAAGAGACGAGACUCCCCCAUGGCGCAUCCAAAGGGGGGUUAGGAAACUUGCCUUCUGGCUUCCACGUGCUUGUGCUUGAAAAGCAGUCAGUCACCUCCUUAGGGACCCGUCGGUUCAGUGACUAAGCCAUCCACAGGCUGACUGGGCCAAGGGCGUCCUUAGCCACAUUGCCCAGGCAAGGUAGCUGAGGUUCAUGAAACGGUAGGAUUCUCCUUCAGAGAUGGAAGAACUGCAUUUGAUAGUUUAGGUGUCCCGAGAUUGUUUGCUACCGACCCCCCCAGCCAGGUUCUAGGUGGGCUCACAUGUACGUAUAUGUCCUGAAUAAACAUUUAGGGUGCAAGCUCUUCUCUUCAAUUCAACAGCAGGUGUUUGCGAAGCCUGUCCGAUGCAGUGCAUCAGGUAUAUCUCAGUUCUGUGGAUGGCUCUAUCUUUCCUUCCUCCCUUCCUUCCUUCCAUCCUUCCUUUUUCUUUCUUUUCUUUGUCUUCUUCUUUUUUUUUUUUUUUACAAAGAGCCUUUGUGUUUUUAUAUAUUUCAUAGAAAUUUUUAUAGCAGUUGCAGGUAAACUGUCAGGAUUGGUUUUUAAAAUAUUUUUGUAACUUUAAAAUAUUCUAUAAUUAUGCAUGUGAUUUUAACAUUUAAUAUUCGAAAAGAAAUCUCUUGCUGGAUUUGAGAGUAUCACAUUUUUAAAAUGUCUCUCUUCUGUAACUGGAUUUUUGGCAACUUUGUGGAGAAAGACUGCUGGAUUUCUUAAAGCAAUAUAUUACUGACACUGGCCACAGAAUGCCUUUGGAAAUCUGAUGUACUGUUACCUUGUUCACGUUCAGUGGUAUUGUGCUCUUUUGUGUGUUAACCAAGUGAUGCUGAGGAUCAGGAGAGAAAUGAAUGUAGAGAGAGGUCGAGAGAGAAAAACAGACUCUAACAAAGGACUAAUGGGUGAAGUCUGCGGGUUCAGACUCCUGGAAGGAAGUGGUAAAAGGAAAUGGAAGGAUCCACUUAUGCUGAAAUACUGUAAAUAUGCAGUGAGAUUUGGCAAAAUCUGUCCAACGUUAUUUGCUUUUGGAAACAAUUUUGAAAACCCCCAGAGGAGGGGGAAAAAAAAUAAGGAUAACACUCCCCCCACCUUUUCCACAUAAAUCAAAACUAACAGCAUCAAAUUAUUUGGGGGCAGAAACCACAUGUGUAUAAUGUGACUUCCAUUGAGUGAAAUAAGAUGCUGUUUGGAAAAGAGGUCGCGAUGCCCCCAAAAAGCCCAUCUGUGUUAUAAGAAUGUAUGGUGAAGUUAACUUUAUGUUUUAUGAGACCUGUUUGGGGGUGCACCAAAUAUGAGGGUCCUGUAUCAACGUGACAAAGGUAGUCACAAGAACAUGUUAUUGUACUGUGUAAAGAUGCAUCGUCAUCUAAUUUGGUUGGCUUUGUACCUUGUACCUUUUUUAGCUUUUGCUGUACAUCUAGAACCCUCAGCACAUACUGUGUUGUACUUCCUUUUGUAAAUGAUUUUUUAAAAUGGAAUUUUGCACAUAAUACAUUGUAAUACUGUAUGAUAAUCAUGUGUGAAGAUUUUUGAAAUA